Messenger RNA from Pecten maximus, 2954 nucleotides. RefSeq lists its product as uncharacterized. The record is from RefSeq and is a predicted model, not a curated record. NCBI's taxonomy places the organism in Eukaryota, Metazoa, Mollusca, Bivalvia, Pectinida, Pectinidae. The transcript has 4 exons. Bases 1 to 462 code for a protein of 153 amino acids.
AUGAUUCUGCAGUUGGAAGAAUCUACACCAGGAAGUACGUGCUAUGAGCGCCAGUACACCUACUCCUACUUCUACUCCUACUCCUCCUACUACUACUACUAUUAUACGUACUACGAUUACUGCAGUUUCGGUUGUUGUGGGUACACUACGAACCGCUACUGCUGUUCUUCCUAUGACUCUGACGGGACCAACAACAAAGCUGACUACACUGGACUUAUCGUUGGCUGCACCCUUGGUUCAAUCUUUUUUGUGAGCAUUGUAGUAACCAUCAUUGCAUGUGUUUGCAAGUGCGUCAAUAAAAGCAGUCCACAUCGCGGAAUAGUUGUCGCACCCGCACCUCAGGCAGCUAGAGUGGGUAUAAACAUGCAACAGGUCGGACCGAAUGGACAGUAUAUUCCGCCCCCAGUCUACCAGCCUCCUCCUAUGGAUCAGGCAGGGAACCUAAACAUGGCUCAUGUAUGACCCAAUGAAAACUACGACGGGGAUCACGUGAUAUCAGUUUGCCAGUGGAAAUGCCGAGUAUUAAAUUCAUACAAAUUUGGACAAUAUAACAUUUUAGACGCAAUGUUCAUAUUUGCAAAUUAAACAGGAUAUAGAUAAUCCAAAACAUAUUACACUAACAUGUACUGUAAACGCAAAUAUUUUAGCGUAAUUUUAUUUUACAUUGCAUUCCGCUAAAUGAUGAUUACGAUAAUGGUAGUUUAUCUUCAUUGGUUUCUGUGGCAAUCAUUGUUGGCGCGCUAACUCAACAUUCUGCUAAUCUGUUUUAAUUUGGUUUUGCACUAAAAUAUGAGUGUGUCAAAAUUACGUUUAUAGUAUUUAUUUGUUCAUCAUUCGGUGUACAUAUAUGUGAAUCAGUUGAUACAGUAUCUUGUGAAUAUAUUAUUGUUACAGAUUCCAAUGGUGAUACUGUAUAUAUAUUUGUUAUAAAAGCCAACAUAUUAUUGGUUGAAAUGUAUAUAUUUAUGCCAUGCAUUUUACUGAACAUAAUGCCCAAUUUGAUUUACUGCUCUUUCUUCUUCGAUAUUUCCAUUUUGUAGAUAUACCGCCAAUAAGUAACAGAGCAUCUUCAACACUCAUUGUUUUAUAUAUUUUUAAAGUUAAAGUAGAAAAUAGCAUGUUCAAAAUAGGAAUAUUUUUCCAGUUUGUUCAGCAUACUUGAUUGCUGUCGUGAUAUUCAAUUUCGAAAAGACUAUCUUAUCAAGUAGGAAAAUUGAAUGUUAUGUUUGAAUUAAAUUAAAUUAAAAUAAAUGAUAUAUUUGAACGUUUGUAGCUAAAACAUAGUUUGAUGGUAAAGUAGCAUAACAGACAAAACAUACAGCAAUACAUGGACACUUUGAUUCAGGCAGAUAGCCUAUACUUUCUCAAACCCACUCUCCUUAGUUCAAGGGGCUGUUUAAUGAAUAGGUAAAAGUCUAGUUUAAGCUGUAUAUUACCAGGCGCUGUUUAAUGAAUAAAUAAGAGUCUAGUAUAAGCUGUAUAUUACCAGGCGCUGUUUAAUGAAUAAAUAAGAGUCCAGUUUAAACUGUAGAUUAUCAGGGGCUGUUUAAAGAAUAAAUAGGAGUCUAGUAUAAACUGUAGAUUAACGGGGCUGUUUAAUGAAUAAAUAAUUAAUCAUCAUUCAGAAGAACAUGGACACUUUGAUUCAGGCAGAUAGCCUAUACUUUCUCAAACCCACUCUCCUUAGUUCCAGGGGCUGUUUAAUGAAUAAAUAAGAGUCUAGUAUGAUAAGCUGUAUAUUAUCAGGGGCUGUUUAAUGAAUAAAUAAGAGUCUAGUAUAAGCUGUAUCAGAAGACAUGAUAACUUCAACAAGUGAAAGUUUGCUGUACGAUUCCUCUGCAGGUCUCUAGAAAAUGAGUCGCCCCUCGGUUUUUUUUAUACAGAGCAGUGAAAGAAAGCGUGUUCUUCAUUUUCAACAACUUCGCAAUUUGUGCAUUGUCUUUGAUUCCUUGGUAUAUUUUUAAGCAUCCAACAGCUUAUUCUAGAUUAUGAUCUAAAAGCCGAAGAGACGCAAACAGCCUUCCUAAGUUACUGCUAGCAAUUGUUUUUUUCUGGAGUUUAUCGCUUUUUCAUAUAUCGAAAAAUAUAUAGUUUAUUGCUUUUAUUCAUGUUGUUUACUUGCUUCAAAAUAUACCUUCAAACUGUUGAGUCAUGUCUGUCUUUAUAUAUGUUUUUGUUUAGUGUUUACUAUAGGAGGUAUUGCCCUUGGAGGUUAUUGUCGUGAACAAUGUCAUCUACAAACUAAACCAGGAAUAUUUCGGCAGUAUGUUUCUUUAUUCCCCUCUAUUUGGUAGGAUUGGUGCGAUCACCAUUCAUAUAGGUACCAAGUACGAACUGGUCCACUUUUUAGGACAAUAGUCAUUUUUAAAAUGGCAGUUAUGCUUGGACACAUUUUUUUUUAUCAUAACUAGAAAAGAGUGUGUAAUUAUUUCAUUGCUUAUAUUGCACAUUACCACAUUUGAAGUCCCUGACAGCCAUUUAAAUCUUAUCUAUGUUUUUAGAAUUGUCAGUAGUAUUAUGCAAUAUAACUUUGAGUGCCCUAUAGACGGUCAAAAUUAAUGACAGGAAUUGACAACGAAUACCUAUCGUAGUGUUUACAGAAGAUCAGGUUACUGGUAUCAUUUCCACGUAUGAACAAACGUAGUAGCCCGUAUAACCCUAAAAACCACCGGAAAACGCCGACAAUGGAGUAGUCUUGUGACAAAUUGGUAACACCACUUCUGGUAGGACUGACAGUAGGGCAGAUGUUUGAUGAAAUGGUGGAAUCCGGAAAACAAGGAAACUUUUUCUAGUUCAAGUACCGUUUAUAUUCGGGUGGUAUUGAUUUAGUGAUGUGGUUAUUAUGAUUGGCAGCUGCCGAGUGGUUAAGGUGUCCCGACAAUUUAUCACUAGCCCUCCACCACUGGGUCGCGAGUUGGAAACCCACUUGGGGCAGUUGCCUGGUACUGACCGUA